This is a messenger RNA of Dermacentor andersoni, 3146 nucleotides long. Lineage: Eukaryota; Metazoa; Arthropoda; Arachnida; Ixodida; Ixodidae. The record is from RefSeq and is a predicted model, not a curated record.
UUGCUGUUCUUUCUUCUUCCUCGUUGGCAGGACCACUUUGCUCCAGACCAAUUUGAAAAGGUUCGUGCUUAUGGGAAAAAAAGCUGAAUGCAGUUACCAGCAUUUUCGCUUAUGCACCACCAAAAAGCGAACGGAAACCGCCUGGCCCUCGUGUACCUCCUACUCUGUCAUCUACUAUUACUGCAACAUCUGAACAGCAAGAUGAUCAACUGAGCCCCAAUGUUAACCACUCCUCACUGGAAGGGAACGAAGUGCAGCCAGGUUGUGAAACCGACACUGGCAGCGAAGGUGACAUUCACCUUUUGGAAGAGAAAGGUCUCAUUGAAGCUACUUCAUCAGAAAGAAAUGAGUUGGGUAAUUCUGACUGCGAUGAAUUAGAUGCAGUGAAACGCCGUCUAUACUUGGAGGCAAAGAGACGGAGAAAGGCCGAGUCUGAACGGGACCAGCUAAGAGAAUCCCUAGGACGCCUUCUUGCAGAAAACCAGAUCUAUGUGCUGGAAAAGGGCACCAUGAGAGGUUCUUCCUGGACCAAAGCUACUGUGGAAGGCGCACUGAAGCUGCGACUUGCAUGCGACUCUCGUGGUUACGAAUACCUGCGGGAAACUGGCUGAGCUCUUCCAGAGGAAAGGACCCUGCAAAGGCACAUAGAGGACGUAAAAAUGCCUCCAGGAAUCCUUGAAGAGGUAUUUUCGGCCCUUGCAAUGAAAGUGGCUACACUUCAAGUUGAAGAGCAUUAUGCAGCAGUGCUGAUCGAUGAAAUUCAGCUUACUCCGGGGCUUGAUUAUGACAACUCUACUAUGGACAGUUAUUGGUCACGCUACAAUUGCAGCACCAAAACCAAGUACAUCUCCUGCUAUAGCAACACAUGGUACUGUUGUGAUGCUUGCUGGAGUGACCUCAAGAUAGAAGCAGACUGUUGCCUACCACUUUACUGGUAAGCUCACGUUAUAUAGCUUAGAGAAUGCGCAAGAGAGUGUAGCUAAUACUGUGUGUCUGAUUUGUUGCUAUAAGUACUGGUAGCCAUAAAGCCAAAUUUCCACACAAGAAAUGCAAUACCAAAAAGCCCAUUACACAUGAGGUGUAAUCUAUAUAUCUUAUCUUAUUCACAUGAGCAGAAUUAAAACUUAAAAUAGAUGCAAAGACUCAAGCUAACAAUCUAAUUUUUUGCUUUUCAUUUCAGCUAGCUCAUUCGAUGCAUCCAAAGCGCUUGAGCUUUUCUUUUGUGUCAUCCGCAGAAGUGAGCAAAUUGGCGACUGCGUUACAUCUGACAUGGGCGCUGGGAACCAAGCAGUAUGGCGGUUGCGUGGUAUGGUAGCCACAAGAUAUGGGCGACCGAAAACAACUUGCGCGCGCUCAUGUGGAAAUGGGAGAAGCCUGCACUUUUUAGCAGAUGCUCCACACUUGCUAAAAAAUCUGCGUGGGCACCUAGUUCGAGAACAGAAAAUCUGCUUGGAUGCUGAGACUGUUCAGAAGCACAGGUUUCCACGUAACGAGGUGCGGCUUGAUUACAUUAAGCGCUUGUGUGAGACCGACGAGAAACACGACCUCAAGCUUGCCCCACACCUCAAGCCAAAGUACCUUUCGCCAAACCAUUAUGAAAAAAUGAAUGUAGGCACCGCUUGCGCAAUAUUUGACCAUGGCGUAGCUUCAGCAAUUAAGCUUCUUGUUGAUAAAGACAAAUUGCCGAAAGAAACUCUCACAACAACUUGGUUUUUGCAGUUUGUACACCAGUCAUUUGCUCUGAUGUCGUCGCGCACCUCAAAAAUGGCUCUUAGUGACCUUUGCCCAGAAAAAGGCACUGGGGCCGUGCAUUUUCUUCAAGGCGUCAUUGAAGUGUUCACGAAGCUGCAGAUAUAUGAUGCAGGCAAAUCUUCCUCAGUAUGGAAACCAGUACACUCUGGUGUCAUCAUCACAACACGUACAGCACUAAGGUUGAGAGAACUCAUGAUAAAAGAGAGAGGCCUUAAAUAUAUUUUGUUAAGCCGCUUUGCCCAAGAUGCACUGCAAAACCUUUUCAGUACCAUACGUCUCAAAUCCCCAGUCCCAAGGGCACGUGAAUUCAAGUAUGCUCUGCGCAUGAUUGUAUUGGCUCAGUUUUUCCAACCAAGUAAAAAAGGAUCUUAUCAAAUUGAUGAUGGAGGGCAGCUGGCUCAGUUUGUUUCCACAAAAACUAAUGUCCUUAAGCCUCUCGAGGAAGAAGUAGUUGAGCGAAAUGAUGUAAGCCUUGCAGCAAAGGAGCAAGAGUGUCUUCACUACUUGGCAAGCUAUAUAGCACGCAACGUUCUCAGGAAAAACAAGCUGUGUGGCGUGUGCAGUGCUGCCUUGAAAGGUAGCAGUGAAGACAGUGGACGGCUCUUGAAAAUGAAGAACUAUGUGGAAGGCAAGGAGUCCCUGUGUAUCCCGUCACAACCUGUAACAGGUCUUCUUCAGGAGGCAGAAGAAUAUUUUCGUGGCAACGAGAAGCAGCUUACUGAAGGCAAAAUGACUGUUGAGGAUCUGCAGCAAGUUGUCAAAAAACUUGAAUGUAACACACAACUCCCUUCUUGCCACAAAGUAAUGGAAAAGGUUCUUGGGGAGUUCUUGUGCAGAUUGAGAUUCUCUCUCAGAAAAAGAAAUAAUGAAAUGCUUAAGCUGCUGAAGGAGAAGCCAAAGUGUGGUUCUAAAAGUAUGGUUCUAAAUUGUGUGAAAACAUUCUGCAGAUUCUCUUUCUUCAAUUUUGUAGUGCGGUUUCUUAUGGUAUGUAAAACUGCAUUCUUGCUACAUGGUAUUGAACUAUGAAAAUUCUUUAGCUGUAACAAAGUGAUCAGCACUUUAAUCAGCAUUCUAGUGCAAUUAAUCUGAUUAUUUAACUAGUCUAAAUACUAGAGGAAGGAUUAGACUGGGAUGAGAUGACUAGUAUGCUAUGAUUUGAAUGUAUCAACCACAAUAUAACUAACUAAAAUAACCGUGUCCAUAGGGCUCUGCACAUGCAAUAGACUUUUACGCCUGUGUAAAGUUGUGUGUGACCCAUACAUAGGUAGAAUUGCUACUUGGUAGAUUUUAGAAGGCAUAGACCACAGUUGUUUAUUUAGUUCGAGUCAGAGUGUUUCUAGGCUAGCAUCAGAAUUCCACUCAAAAGUUUAUUGGUCUACUACAUUAAUAGAUAG